Macadamia integrifolia is the source of this 1526-nucleotide messenger RNA. Its product is annotated as caffeic acid 3-O-methyltransferase-like. The record is from RefSeq and is a predicted model, not a curated record. Bases 651 to 1526 code for a protein of 291 amino acids. Gene Ontology annotation, molecular function: protein dimerization activity; O-methyltransferase activity; S-adenosylmethionine-dependent methyltransferase activity. NCBI's taxonomy places the organism in Eukaryota, Viridiplantae, Streptophyta, Magnoliopsida, Proteales, Proteaceae. Gene Ontology annotation, biological process: methylation. The transcript has 4 exons.
UUCCUGCUGAUUACGGAUUGAACUGUAUGCUUCUUGGGAGAAAGAACCUAGUCGGUUUGGUCUUGCUGAUGCCUAGACACAGGCAAGGGCCAUGCUCCCUUCUCCUAUGCAUUGAAGAUGCUCUUAACUGCCGAUGUAGACAACACCAAAUCGACAGGGUUUUUUCCCCCUGAAAUUUAUUAAAUUACAAGAAAGCCACCUUGUUGUAAUUGAAUCUACAGAAAUUUUUACAAAGGUCUAAUGAUCUCUCACGCUCGGCAUAGCCCACACCCUAAAAUAUAUUUCUUUAUUUUGGGUCAAGUUUUUUUAUUUUUUUGUUAGAAAGUUUGGGUCAAGUUUGGUGUACUCUUCACAAAGACCCAUCCAUGUUCCUUCUUUUGGCGAGAAGGUAUCAACAUAGGUAGGGAGUGGCAGUUGAAUUUCAUAAUCCCCUACAAUAAUGCCUAAAUGACACCAUGACACCAUUUCAUUAAAUCGCAGCUUCAAAUUGAAGUCUCAAGUGGGCAGCCAAGUUAAUUAACUAUUUGGAAUUAUAACUAUUUUUUUAUUCCAAUUAAUUCUCUCGCCCAUUCUUGGACUGGAAUGCUUACUGGGUAUUUGAUAUAAAUCCUCAAUCAGUCAUCGCACCUCAAGAAAGAAGUGAAGGUGAUAUGGCUUUGACAAUGGAAGAAGAACAGAGUGAAUUGUUGGCCAUGGAAAUGGUGAGUGCUUCUGUUCUGCCCAUGGUAUUGAAAGCAGCUUUGGAGCUCCAUGUGUUCGACAUAAUAGCCGAAGCUGGUCCUAGCGCACGGCUCUCCCCUCUAGACAUUGCAUCUCGGCUACCCACUCAGAACCCAGAUGCACCACGUCUUCUCGAUCGUAUGCUACGUCUUCUGGCUUCCCACUCUGCUCUCACUUGCUCUGUUCUCAACCAUGACAACAGGGUCUAUGGUUUGGCACCUGCCUCGAAGCUGUUUCUUAAGGACAAGGAUGGAGGGUCCUUGGCUUCCUUCUUCACUCAUCGUAUCCAGGAUUAUGAUAUUACCAAGAGCUGGUACCACUUGAAGGAUUCAAUUCUAGAAGGAGGUGGGACUCCAUUCUAUAAAGCACAUGGAAUGGACAUUGUGGAAUAUGUUGUGAGCGACCCUAAACGGAUUGAGGUUUUUGGAAGCUCAUUGUCUGAAUUUAAUGUACUCUUGAUGAAGAAAGUUCUUGAUACAUACGAAGGGUUCGAAGGCCUGCAAGUUCUGGUUGAUGUAGGUGGAGGGAAUGGACAAAUCCUUAGUAUGAUCAUCUCCAAAUAUCCAUCCAUCAAGGGUAUCAAUUUUGAUCAGUCUCAUGUUAUAGAAAAAGCGCCCCCUCGUUCAGGGACAAAUGUUGCUUCUAAAUGCAUUCUGCAAAUGGAAAUACAAUUCACAAUUCUAAACGGUUAUGGAAGGGAGAGAACAAAAGAAAAAUUUGCUGCUUUGGCAAGAGAAGCUGGAUUUGCCGGUGUUCGUGUGGCUUCUUGUGCUUACACCUACUCGAUCUUAGAAUUCUAUAAGUAG